Molecule: messenger RNA, 1696 nt
Organism: Chinchilla lanigera (long-tailed chinchilla)
Lineage: Eukaryota; Metazoa; Chordata; Mammalia; Rodentia; Chinchillidae
Gene: Raly
Product: RALY heterogeneous nuclear ribonucleoprotein
Exons: 11
Coding region: 382-1320 (312 amino acids)
Cellular component (GO): nucleus
Molecular function (GO): RNA binding
Source: RefSeq, a predicted model, not a curated record
CUCGCGCCGCUGUCAGUGCGGCUGGGCGCGCGAGCGGCGCGGGCGGCGCGGGCGGCGCGGGCGCGGGACGCAAAGCCGAGGAGGGCUGAGGGGGCGGUAGCGACUCGUGCGCGUGUUCAGCCUUCUCUAGCUUUGGCCUGGGCCAGCUCCUUACCCCUCUUUCUCUUCCGCCCGAGUGCGGCCGGCACCUCUUCCUUCUACGCCGCGCGGCUUCCACCAGACCUUUCGGCGCGGGUAAGCCCUGUUCCCAGAGGUAGCUGCUGCUGACCCUAUAAGCCAAAGGAAGAAAUAGCUGGCUAAGCUCGGCCUUGAUACCGGAAAUGAUAAAAACAAAAACAGAAUCAGAUUCCUGGAAAGAAAGCUUCUUGACAAGUGGCCACCAUGUCCUUGAAGAUCCAGACAAGCAAUGUAACCAACAAGAAUGAUCCCAAAUCUAUCAAUUCUCGAGUCUUCAUUGGAAACCUAAACACAGCUGUGGUGAAGAAAUCAGAUGUGGAGACCAUCUUUUCCAAAUAUGGCCGUGUGGCCGGCUGUUCUGUGCACAAAGGCUAUGCCUUUGUUCAGUACUCCAACGAGCGCCAUGCCCGGGCAGCUGUGCUGGGAGAGAACGGACGAGUGCUGGCUGGGCAGACCCUGGACAUCAACAUGGCUGGAGAGCCCAAGCCCAACAGACCUAAGGGGCUAAAGAGAGCAGCAUCUGCCAUCUACAGUGGCUACAGCUUUGACUAUGAUUACUACCGGGACGGCUUCUACGACAGGCUCUUCGACUAUCGAGGUCGCUUGUCGCCCGUGCCCGUGCCCAGGGCAGUUCCUGUGAAACGACCCCGUGUCACAGUCCCUUUGGUCCGUCGUGUCAAAACUACCAUACCUGUCAAGCUCUUUGCCCGCUCCACAGGCGUGACCGCUGGCUCAGCCAAGAUCAAGUUAAAGAGCAGUGAGCUGCAGACCAUCAAGACAGAACUGACACAGAUCAAGUCCAACAUUGACGCUCUGUUGGGCCGCUUGGAUCAGAUCGCUGAGGAGCAAAAGGCCAACCCAGAUGGCAAGAAGAAAGGCGACAACAGCGGUGGCGGUGGUGGUGGCAGUGGCAGUGGUGGUGGCAGUGGCAAUAGUGGCGGCAGCAGCAGUGGUGGCGGUGGCAGCGGUGGUGGCAGCACCAGCAGGCCACCCCCACCCGCAGAAGACACACCCGAGGCAGGCACAGCCCAGGAAGAAGCCCAGACUCGAGAUGACGGUGAUGAGGAGGGGCUGCUGACGCAUAGCGAGGAAGAGCUGGAGCACAGCCAGGACACAGAUGCGGAGGAUGGGGCCUUGCAAUAAGCAGCCUGACAGGAGCAUUGGCCACCAGCAGAAGGGCAUCACUGUCCAAGGCCUCAUGCCAGGGACCCACCCCCUGGAUGCCAACUUGUAGCGGGUACCCGAGGAAAGCUGGCAGCAGGCACUCCUGCCCCCCAAUGCAUCCCAGGCCAGUGCCACAUCUUCUGCAGGUGGAGUUACCAGCUACCCCUUCCCCGUGCACCCUCCCUGUCUGCACUGUCCAGGCCAGAGGACAGAGCACAGGGGGUUCCCCACACUCUGCCUCCCCUCCCCAGGACAUUCCUAGGCUUGGGGGUUUUCUAUAGGUUUGGAGGGGGGUGGUACAGGAUGGGGACCUUGACAAUAAAGAGAUUGGAUCCAGCCUGCUCUGAGAUGAGAA